Ixodes scapularis (black-legged tick) is the source of this 919-nucleotide messenger RNA. RefSeq names its product cuticle protein 16.5. The transcript is spliced from 3 exons. NCBI's taxonomy places the organism in Eukaryota, Metazoa, Arthropoda, Arachnida, Ixodida, Ixodidae. The record is from RefSeq and is a predicted model, not a curated record. The coding region runs from base 32 to 826 and encodes 264 amino acids.
GUCAAACCUUCGUGGACUCUCAUCAUUCACCAUGACCGGACUUCGUGCCUGCCUUCUUUUGGCCCUGACCAGUAGCGCUUUUGCUGGUCUCCUCCAUGGCGACCUUAGUCAUGGCGUCGGCCACUAUGGCAUCGGCCUCUCAGGCGUCGGCCACUCCGGGCUGGGUUACGGUUCUCUCGGCUACGGUCACGGCCUCGGCUACGGUCACGGCCUCGGCUACGGCCACGCCGUCGGUUUUGGCAACGGUUUUGGCUACUCUGGUCUGACCGGUUACACUGUUGCUGCUCCUGCCGUGAGCCGUGUCGUUUCCACCUACCACGCCGCCCCAGCCGUCGCCACCUACCACGCCGCCCCAGCCGUCGCCACCUAUCACGCCGCUCCAGCUGUCGCCACCUAUCACGCCGCUCCAGCUGUCGCCACCUACCACGCUGCCCCAGCUGUCACCAGGGUCACCACCUACCAGGCUGCUCCUGUUGCCACUGUCCACGCUGCUCCAGCUGUGGCCAGCUACCAGACCUACCAUGCCCCAGCUGUCGCCACCGUCGCCCACGCUCCAGCUGUGGCCCGCUACGAGACAUACCAUGCUCCAGCUGUCGCCACCGUCGCCCAUGCCCCAGCUGUGGCCACCUACCAGACCUACCACGCUGCCCCAGCCGUCGCCUCUUUCGCCCAUGCUGCUCCAGUCUAUGGAUACGGCGUUGGAUCCCUCGGCUAUGGUGUUGGCCACUAUGGCUAUGGUCACGGCCUGGGAAGCUACGGCCUGAACUACGGCUAUGGGCUCGGCACCUAUGGCGACUACGCCACCCUUCUCCGAAAGAAGAAGUAAAUCUUGCACGGAAGCCAAAUGUUACCCGAGGUUGCUGUGAUGCUCAUUCUGUCUGACCACCAAGAAGUACAAUAAAUAUUUUGAUAUAAAUCA